Messenger RNA from Capsella rubella, 690 nucleotides. Its product is annotated as 40S ribosomal protein S16-3. Gene Ontology annotation, biological process: translation; maturation of SSU-rRNA from tricistronic rRNA transcript (SSU-rRNA, 5.8S rRNA, LSU-rRNA). Lineage: Eukaryota; Viridiplantae; Streptophyta; Magnoliopsida; Brassicales; Brassicaceae. Bases 52 to 492 code for a protein of 146 amino acids. The transcript has a single exon. Gene Ontology annotation, cellular component: ribosome; cytosolic small ribosomal subunit. The record is from RefSeq and is a predicted model, not a curated record. Gene Ontology annotation, molecular function: RNA binding; structural constituent of ribosome.
CUCUCAGCAUUAGGUUUCUUUGUAGCGGCUGACGAAAGAGAAACCGUAACCAUGGCGACUCAACCUGCGGUCGAAUCAGUGCAAUGCUUCGGAAGGAAGAAGACCGCAGUGGCCGUCACCCACUGCAAGCGUGGUUCUGGUAUGAUCAAGCUCAACGGUUGCCCAAUCGAGCUUUUCCAGCCUGAGAUCCUCCGAUUCAAGGUGUUCGAGCCGGUCCUUCUCCUCGGAAAGCACCGUUUCGCAGGCGUGGACAUGAGGAUCCGUGUCAACGGUGGUGGUCACACUUCCCAGGUCUACGCCAUCCGUCAGAGUAUCGCGAAGGCUCUUGUUGCGUUCUACCAGAAGUAUGUGGAUGAGCAAUCGAAGAAGGAGAUUAAGGAUAUCUUGGUGAGGUACGACAGGACUCUUCUUGUGGCGGAUCCGAGGAGGUGUGAGCCGAAGAAGUUUGGAGGUCGUGGUGCUCGUUCUCGUUUCCAGAAGAGUUACCGUUAAAAAUGCUGGUUUGUUUUUGUUAUUCGAUUUCGAAUCAUCUUAAGGUUUUUUUUGGAGUAUUUGAGUAUGGACUUGUGAUCUGAGACUCGUUAGAUUUUAUAAUUUCAGUUUUCUUAUGCUUUUUUUGGAUAAUGGUGAUUCUCCAAGAAACUUAUGUUAUGCUAUCGUUUCUUAUCUUAAAGUUCUUAUUUUAUUUCA